UUUUUAAUAAUAGAAGACACGCGUAGAUCAACACCUAGUAAGCCUAUAUAUUGCACAUCUUCCAAACUUGUACUCAUAGCAUUACAAAGGCUUUCUAUACUAACAAACCAGUCAAAAUGGCACACAGUGUCAAAUCUAGAAUUGAGUCUAAGCCAAUAUGAAGAUGAUCCUUGGGUUCUAACGAAGAAGCUAACUGACUCUGAUGUUAGCAUUAAGGCUCAGCUCUAUUUACCGAAACAACUGAUGGAGCAGUUUAUAGUACCGGAGAUGGGCAAUGAUCUUGUCCAGAAAUUGGCAGCUGGCGUUGAUGUCAAAGUCAGAGAUGUUGACCGUAUUGACCAUUCUUACACCGUAAAUCUUAAACUACGCAAAGACCAGCAGUAUCAUUUCGGAAAAGGAUGGCACCUCUUAAAAAAUACCAAGGGUUUGAUAAAGGGAGAUUUUAUUGGGCUCUAUUGGGAUAAGUUGGCAGGAGAAUUCAAGUUCAAGCAUCUCAAAACUCAGUCACCUCAAAUGCCUAGUAGUAGUAGUAGUAGUGGUAAAGGGGAAACUUCGACACAGGAGAAACAAAUACUCAAGUAA
Camelina sativa (false flax) is the source of this 582-nucleotide messenger RNA. The record is from RefSeq and is a predicted model, not a curated record. Lineage: Eukaryota; Viridiplantae; Streptophyta; Magnoliopsida; Brassicales; Brassicaceae.